AUGGACGAAAAGCAAACGAACGACAAGAUAAAAGUUUUGAACGUCUUUCAGAAUGAAGAAAUAGCUGGGAACAGGGAAAAAAUGCACUACCCCAACAAGUUCGAAUUCGAGAAGGGAAUAAUCCGCAACGCAAUCGUGUCCACGAAUUCGAGCAAGUGUGUCAAACUGGAGGAAAGGGACAGGGAGAAGAAAAAUUGCAUCAUAUUUCGAGAACAAUGCGAGUACUGCUUGACGAAUUUUUCGAUAAGCGGCCACCUAAUUUUAACGAAAGAAUCGUUGCUCUUCGAACCAGACCUGAGAGACAAAAAUGUGAUAACCUACGGAUUUGGCACGUAUCAAAUUUUUAUUGAUUUGUAUGACAUUUACGAGUGCGCCCAUAUUGUGGUGCCCACGAAGGACACCUACCUGUGUAACAAUGAAGACACGUGUGGUUUUAUUCAAGUGCUGUUAAAAAGUAUUUACAAUCGAAUAUGCGACGAUGCCUCGCAAAAGAAAAACAGCACAGGCAACUGCUACAGUGGUAUGAAUAGCAACUCCAGCACGGAUGACUUGAAUAAGCAGAAAAGCAUUUCCUACUAUAAAUACAUCAGCAGGAGUUUGUCCUAUGUGUUCAAUUUAGCCCAACCGCUGGUUCAAAACGCGUCUUCUUUUAAGGAGGAAAAAAGUGACCACCUGUUUGGAGCAACAAACUAUUCCUCGGACGUUUCGAAGCAUUUCACAAGUGAUGAUCACCCGAGAAAGGAAGACGAAAAUGAUGACUUUAAAAAAAAAAAAAAAAAUAGCUUUCUAAAUUUUGACAUUUCCUCUCCAAAGAAUAACAUCGUGGAGCAUUUGCAAGACAGCGAUUUAAAGAUUUACCAAAAAAUUAACGAGGCGGAUUAUAGCACCGCAAUUCCCGCGCACCCAAAUAUAACUUAUAAGAAUAAUUUAAAUUUAGCCAACUCGGGGUAUUCUUUUAAGGAGGGUGAGGGGGGCAGUUCUAAUUCCGCUUUAUCGGGAAGGCCAAAGAGAGACGCCUUCAGCGUAGCUAAGGAGGCCCCUUCAAAGGAUGCCUCUUCAAAGGGGGGACUUUCACCCGUGGGCAACCCAGAAGCAGGGCCCCCCAACGUGGAAACACCAAACGGUAACUUCUCACAGACGGGUGGCACAACAGAGGGGGAGUCCAUAAAGAGAGAAGACACUGCCACCUUUGCGAGCGAGGCACAACGUUCAUGCUCGAAGACGCUGAAAAAUAUUUCCUUCGAGUUGCACCAUCAAACAUUGGGAAGUUCAUCCUCCGGGGGGAACUACAGCAAUACGUGUGGAGGCAUCCUUUGCACCGAUGGGAACCCGAUCCAGUGGGGAAACAAGGGACCCGGAGGAGAACCUGGGCAGAACCCCGAAGGGCAGAAAAAGGCGCAGAAAAAAUAUGAAGAGAAAAGUUUCAUACUGUUCAGAUUCUUUAACAACAAUAAGGCAUACGAAACGACAACAAAGAUAAUCAAAGAAAUUGACGAAGUGAGAAAAUCAGAAAACAAAAUAAAAAAAACAAUCACCUCGGUGCCAUUCACAUCAAACGAAUUGUUAAGGUGCAUCAUUGAACAGUCUUUGAUGGCCAAGGAAUCGAAGAAAAAAACACAGAGGGUUAACUCAGCCAGUGAUGCAAAAGAUUUAAAUUAUUUACCUUUAAUUCCCAAACUGGAGUACAUCAGCGGUGCAGUCAAAUUGUUAAGCAAAGAGAUGACCAAGCAGAUAAAUUAUUACCUCCCCCCGACACUGAGCAUCAAAAUUUGGAAAAUGGCCUUCUGCUCAAGUAUACACGGUGUGUCCUUCAAAACCCUCUAUAGGAGUGUCGCCAACAAAGGCAGCGUCAUCUUGUUAAUCUGCGAUAUGGAGAACGUGCUGUUCGGCUGCUUCCUCGACAAGCUACACUGCGAUAAUUGCUACUACGGGUCUGGGGAAAACUUUUUGUUUACCUUUAAAAGUGGGGAUAAAGCCCAGCAGGGAGGUAAAGAGAAAAAGGCAAAAGAGGAAGGUGAAGGUGAAGGUGAAGGUGAAGGUGAAGAUGAUGGCGAAGACGAGGGGCAUAAUAAGGGAGGCAGUUGCGCCUAUGACAAACGCAUCGACAGUUUUUACCCACUGGAGGAGAACGUUGAAAGGGUGAAGCGGAAGAACACCGCUUUAGACAUGAACGAGGGGAAGCUGGGAAAUAAUUUGAGGUCCACCAAUUCGCAGGAAAAGCUCGCCACUGAUUUUGAAGACAGCUUGAGGGACUCCGUUAAGGGGGAUGCCAGCCUGGAGGGCCCCUCGCCCGCGCCCCCCGAGUACAUGAAUAGGCUCAAAACGGAUAUACACGAUUUGGAUUGCGGCGAGGAUGAAGAGGCGGGCACCACCGUUGGCAACUGCAGUGGUGGCAACUGCAGUGGUGGUGUGUGUAGUGGUGGCACCUGCGGUGGUAACGAUAAGGGGGUGGCCCACGACAAGGAUGAGAACGCCACCCCUGAGGACUGUUACCACUACGAGGAAAACCGCGGCGCGCCGUCGGACGGUAUGCACUGCAGAACCAAAACGCUCAACGAGGAGAAGUACCACCAUUCAACCCCCCUCCCGGGGAAGAAGCAGCCCCCCAAGGGUGACAAACCCGGAGGUACCAAAACUGCGGAAACAAGCGAAAAAAAAAAAAAAAACCAAAGUGGCAAUGACAAUGCAGCCAUUAAGGUGUUCAACUGGACCACUCGAAACAAUUAUUUUGUCUACUCGGAUGAAAAAUCGAUAACGAUAGGCGGAGGGGACAACUGCUCGCUGCUCAUUAAUGACGACUUGUGCAAAGGGCAGACCAACAGGAGCAGCACAUACGAUAAUGACUUGCUGACCCACGACGAGGAGUUCGAAAUUCAGUUUUUGCAGCUUUGGGUGUUUGACGAUUCGUAG
Molecule: messenger RNA, 2910 nt
Organism: Plasmodium vivax (malaria parasite P. vivax)
Lineage: Eukaryota; Apicomplexa; Aconoidasida; Haemosporida; Plasmodiidae
Product: TLD domain-containing protein
Exons: 2
Coding region: 1-2910 (969 amino acids)
Source: RefSeq, a predicted model, not a curated record